ACAGACGGGUCACAAUAUUCCGUUGUCUAGGUGGAGCAGUCUAGGUGGAGUAGUUAGGGUGUGUCAGACCACACACGUCACUUUCUCUAGUUUCAUGUGUCGGGCUGGACAUUUUAGGACAGGGAGUCGUCUAGCGACUAACACAACCUACCUGGACCCUUUACAAAAGCGCGUGUCGAAGUUUUUUUUUUUAUCUGUCCAACAAUUCGACACAAAACAGCUGAUCUAUCACGACUCAAAUUCAUAUCGACGGAAGACAGUUUGAAGUUAGUGAACCCAUUGGAGGGAGACAAAUAAUAAACAGACCUUUGUGGAAAUGGCAGCAACAUGGCAUUUACACAUUUACAUGUUAUUCAUCACAAUGCUUUCCGUUGGGAACGCAUGGUUUCUCCCCAUUUCCAUCCGAGUAUUCGUGCCAGAGACGAUCCCGACCGGUUAUGAAAUUAAAGUGGAUAGCCUCAACACCACCGAGGCAUUACAGUUCGCAUCGAGCGAUGGUAAUUUCUCGGUUGGAAGAGGAGCCAUCUUUGCGUUAUCCAGCACUGUGGUCCCGCUGACGGGUUGCCGGUUCUCGGUACGUGCGCUGGACGCUAGCGGAAACACUAACGUCAUGGAAGUCAAUCUGCUCCGUGAGCCGAGUGCAGCGCCUUCAAGACUGGUGGAGAGGCGGAUCAGGCGCUUCCUGAAGCGGGCCAAGAGAGUGUGGAGACCGCCACCGUUCAACAUCAUGGAAAACGGCAAGGGGCCUUUUCCGAAAGACCUCGACCAUAUUGGGUCGAACACGGCGAUGAACCACUCAGUGUACUACACCGCCGAGGGGCCGGGGGUGACCAUGACUCCGGUCGGGCUUCUCAGCCUGAGCAGAGAAGGAAAGUUGAAGGUCCACAGGGCGAUCGACCGGGAGGUGUACCCCCAGUUAGAAUUUACGGCCAGAGUUUAUAAAUUAGGCACCAACGAAGAGACAGACAAACCGCUGAUUGUCACUGUCAUCGUGGACGAUGAGAAUGACAACAAACCUGAAUUCGUGGGCCCUCUUUUGUUCAAAGUGCCCGAGGCCUCCAAACCAGGAAAAGUAGUGGGCCGGGUCCAGUCCACCGAUAAGGACCAAGCCAACACCCUUCACACCAAGAUCAGCUACUCUCUCUUGACGGGGGGGGAUCUGUUCUCCAUCAAUGCCGAGUCUGGCUUCAUUAUAGUGAAGAGCGACCAACUGGACCGAGAGACCCUGGAGAAACAUUUGGUGACAGUGCAAAUCAAAGACAUGGGUGGUAGUCAAAACGGGUUGGUGAACACAGCCACGGCCACCAUUACUCUGGAAGACAUCAACGACAACGCUCCGAAGUUCACACAGCAAUCGUACGAUACAAACGUCGACGAGAACGAAGAAGGAAUGCUUAUCCUCCGGAUUCCGGUCGAAGACAAGGACGCGCCGAAAACACCCAACUCGGAGGCUGUGUUUAGAAUCACAGAAGGAAAUGAAGAUAACCACUUCAGGAUCGAAACAGAUCCUGUGACCAAUGAAGGGCUGCUGUACGUAGCCAAGUCUCUGGACUACGAGAAAACCAAGAAGGUGGAUCUAAAGAUCCAGGCGCAGAAUAAGGCCCCCUUGGAGGGCGUCACGGCCACCUGGCUCAGCAUUCCCGUGGCGGUCGGGGUGAACAACGUCGACGAGGGCCCCGAGUUCAGGGCCCCCAACAUCCGCCUCAUCGUGAAGGAGAACACACCCAACGGCACCGUCAUCGGUAGCUACGUUGCUAAGGAUCCCGAAACCAGCAGUGCCGGCGGCAUCAAGUACUACAAGGUCACCGAUCCCGCCGGAUGGGUCACUGUGGACGUGAACAGCGGGGAGCUGAUGGUGGCCAACACCAUUGACAGGGAAGCGCCUCAUGUCGUACAAGGGGUCUACAACAUCACCAUGAGGGCCGUGGAUGCGAACAAGAAGUCCGCCGUGGGGACGGUGACCCUGGUUGUGGAAGACGAGAACGAUAAUAUCCCAAUGCUCCCCAGCAAAGAGAUGUUUUUGUGUGAGAGGGAGGGCCAUCUUGGCUCCGUGGUGCUCAAAGCCUUCGACCCUGACAGCAGUCCCUUCGGCGCGCCCUUUAUCUUCAACCUCCCCCAAGACAAUGACGGCAAUUGGGUGUUGACGAACGUAAACGCUACGCAGGCUACCUUGGAGCAGAAAAAAGAGCUCCCAUUGGGGAUCUACAGCGUGCCCGUAAUGGUGACAGACCUGCAGGGGUCGGGCACUGUACAGACGGUCAAGGUGAAGUUAUGCCACUGCAGCAGAGGGGUCUGUGUGCCCACGAGCUAUAGCAUUGGCCUGGGCCCCCUCGGGAUCCUGACUCUUCUGCUGCCCCUGCUGCUGCUGCUGCUGCUAGGGAUCCUCCUCGCGCUGUUCUGUGCCACAAAGCAUGAGAAGAUGGAGAUGGAAGACGCGGGAGACACCGGUGGCAUCUUGCUCAAAUCUAACAUUGAGGUCCCGGGGGAGGAAGUGGUGGAUUCCAAACUCCUCCUCUGUCCCGGGUACGACAUGCCGGGCUCGGUGAAGGGUUCAAUGAUUAACGUGGGCUGGCCGGGCAACAAGAGCUCAAGCACCAUCGGCACCCUAGACAACCGCCAGCACCUGGUGCAGGGCUUCAGACAGAACACCUUCUCCAAGGGCCAGUUCACCAACAGCCAGUACGGCACAGGCCAGUUUGGCCAGUUUGAGGAGACACAGUACAUGGACAACAACAUGGCAGUCAACAAUCUACAGUUCUCCCAGGACGAGUCGGCGCUGUACCAAACCUGGGCGACCAACGGCAUUUACCUCGAAGAGAAGCUGGCCUACCUGGACACGGACCCUGACGCCGAAGGGGCAGAGGACGUUCUGCACCCCUACGGGUUCGAGGGGGUGGGCUCUCUGGCCGGCUCGGUGGGAUGCUGCAGUGACAUUGACCAUAAGGAGGACCUGAACUUCCUCGACACACUGGGGCCAAAGUUCAAAACCCUGGCCAGCGUGUGCACCAAGAAGUGAACAAGGGGCCACCACGAAUCGUUGUUCGUUUAUUGUUGUUUUUUUGGGGGGUUUUCUCUUCAAAGAUGCGCUGUGUCGCAGGCGGAUGUGGAUUUUUGGGGGGUACAUGGGACAUGAUGGAGAGGAAGGAGUUAAAGCAAAUGGGUUUGCAUCUACACACACACACGGGCACACACACACACGCAAACUAGUCCGCACACUGAACUGUUUAUCUUUUUAUAUUUUUUAUUCUGUCCAACAAAAACUUUGCACUGAAAACCAGUUAUGUAGAUAUACGUUUUUUUUUAACGAGAUUGUAUUUUCAGUUUUUUGGGCUGUUGGAGUCAUGGGGCGGUGUUGAUUAACGGUUAUCCCACCGCCAUGUUCGCAGGAGAGGUGAGGUUUACCUUUUUACUUUUUACAUAAAUUAUCCAAUGUUUAGAUUAGGCCUAGUUUUCAGGGCUGAACUGCACCAAACAAAUACCAGUUCCCGACGAGAAGCUAACGUCUUUGUUUACGAGGACCGAUGUCACCGCUGUCAACCGCGAUGACGCGAGCGGGUUUCGGGGAGUAUAGCGCUUAGAGCGCACACACGCGGCGUAAGGGUGUUGAUGUGCAGCUCUGAGCCGCAGGUCAGGAGGGGCGCGUCAGGGAGCGUCUGCCUGCAGCUAAUCCCUGUGAAAGGCUGCAAGAGGGUGCGACUGGGAGGCCAGGGUUUGGCCGGCGAGCUGACACUAAUUCGUCACAAAAAGAAGAAGAGAAAGAACAGAAAGAAAUGCCAAGUCUAUGACUAAAUGUACGUGUAAAGAUUGCGAAAAACGACCAAACAAAAACCCUCACCCAGUACCAAGUGAUGCAAUAAAGUUAUAAAUGUCAUUGGAUGUUACAUUUCCUUUUUUACAUUUCUUUAUUUUAUGUAGGCCUAUUGUAUUGAUAAUUGUAGCAACUGCACCAUUAUGCUACCAACUGUGAACAAACCCUGGUUUAUGAGAUCCAUGCCAGCAUGUGCUAUGUUCGAGCCCUUAGGGAUUAGGAAGCCUCUUGGUAUUUGCCUGCAAGACAUGAGACAUCAGAGACUGCUGACAUCGAAGAAACUGUCGUC
Gadus chalcogrammus (walleye pollock) is the source of this 4097-nucleotide messenger RNA. Its product is annotated as desmocollin 2-like protein. The record is from RefSeq and is a predicted model, not a curated record. The coding region runs from base 317 to 3016 and encodes 899 amino acids. Gene Ontology annotation, biological process: adherens junction organization; calcium-dependent cell-cell adhesion; cell morphogenesis. Gene Ontology annotation, cellular component: postsynaptic specialization membrane; intercalated disc; adherens junction. NCBI's taxonomy places the organism in Eukaryota, Metazoa, Chordata, Actinopteri, Gadiformes, Gadidae. Gene Ontology annotation, molecular function: cadherin binding; calcium ion binding. The transcript has 16 exons.